This is a messenger RNA of Daldinia vernicosa, 836 nucleotides long. RefSeq lists its product as uncharacterized. The record is from RefSeq and is a predicted model, not a curated record. NCBI's taxonomy places the organism in Eukaryota, Fungi, Ascomycota, Sordariomycetes, Xylariales, Hypoxylaceae. The coding region runs from base 1 to 795 and encodes 264 amino acids. The transcript has 2 exons.
AUGGCCGACACCCCAAUAACAACAGAAACGGCACUGUUUCCUGCGGAACUGCUAAGCAUAUCACCUAUCAUCGUACAAGAGCCGAGCAAGCCAGCGGUGCUCCCGGAGGUAACUACGGGCACAUCCGAGCGAUACAUCCAAGGUCUUGCAAGCGCUGUAUCGCGGGCCUCGGCCACAGACCCCCUGACAGUCAUGUUCCAGGGGGAGAAGCUACCUCCAGGACAGACAACCAAGGAUGUCGAUCUCGCCACCAUGCAGCGCAUCGUAUACGAUUCGGCUAUCACACGGCUCACGGCUAAGAUAGCUGCAGGCGGGUUUGUGGUAGAAGCUGGUGGUUUUGCGGCAGUAGCAUGCUGGGAGCCGGGGCGAGCGGGCGAUCCGCACCGUAUGGAUGUGUCGACGGCGGCAGUGUCAGGGAAGAGGCCGCUGUUUAAGGCAUUUGUGGAUAGAGUCACGGAGCUAAUGCGUGUGCAUCUGUAUCCUAUUGCGGAGCGCGUGAGUGCCGGCCGGUAUUGGAAGUUGAGCCUUAUGGCGAGGGAUCCGGCGGUGGAGUAUGUACCAGGGGCUGUUCGGGCGGUGCUAGUCCCCUUCAUGGAGAGGUUCACUUCAGACCAAAACGAAGGCGGCGCUAUGCCUGUGUGGCUAGAAGCUGGCAACGAACGGGCUCGUGAUAUCUACGCCCACUUUGGCUUCCGGGAGGUGGGUGAGAUAAUUACGGGAGGAGUUAAGACUUGGGGCAUGAUAUACACAGGAAAUAUUAAUGUUGAGAAGAUAGAUACGAAGACCGGUUUCUAGUCUUACUCAGCCUUAUUCUCAAGGAGCUAACAGAACCCCCA